This is a messenger RNA of Mesocestoides corti, 1299 nucleotides long. The record is from the annotation of a GenBank genome assembly. NCBI's taxonomy places the organism in Eukaryota, Metazoa, Platyhelminthes, Cestoda, Cyclophyllidea, Mesocestoididae.
AUGUCGUGUUUUUGUAGGUUUAGACCGACGGGAGAAGAACUAUUCAUAACUUUGGGAUAUGGGCUCUUAGGUCUUGCUUUUCUAGUACCGCCAGAUGUCCUACUUUCCGCUGGCCUUACCAUUGAAAACAUAUUUCGCCGGUUUCUAGGGAGCGAAGAACUCUUCUUUGCGCACUACCAUCUUCGAAGAACAUCUCUCGUAAAGGCUGUUAUCAGCUUUCUUCCUCUUGUUUGUCUCUGGCAUUCUAGUAUCAUUCUGUUGCUUAGUUUCUCACCUAGAUAUCCGUAUUUAGGCUACUUUCUUACCUUGCGUGCAUUUGCGAAUCCAAAUGCUGGCUUGUCGAAUGUCGUUGGAAAUCUUGGUGUUGCUGUUACUGUCGUGGUGACCACCAUAGCUUGGGCUUAUAUCUACCUUGUGUGGUAUGCGAAUGGCCAAUGGACUGGCCAUCCCUCCAUGCACGCCAUGAAACGGAUAGCUGAAAGCCUCCUCUCCUCCACACCCCCCGUGACCUCGGAUGAACUCACUUUUCUUCGUUCUCAUCCAAGUUGGCAAGGUGUGGCUUCUAGCAUAAACAAGGAAUUUCGUCAAAUGGAGAAAUUUGUGGCCUACUCUGGUCGUGGUUUGACUUCUUCUUGGCCGGGGCGUCGCAUAGUUGUAACCCCCUCGUGGAUCCUCUAUUCACACCGGACAACCUUUCUCCCCAUCUGCCAACUCAUCACGCGAAUAAGUGCGGUUGUCGUUGAGACACGAAGCAUGACUAGCCAACGGGCAUCGGGGGGGUUGUCCUAUGGUGACGAUGACGAGUCAGCGCUUAGAGGUUCAUCAACCAUGGCAACCGUCCGAAUUGUGGAUGUCGAUGCUGGUGCUUGCUUGUUAUCCUUCGAUUUGCCGGCUGGUGAUCUGGAAAACCUUCGAAUUUACCUGCAGUGCCCACUGGUCUACGCUCAAGGCGUAUCUCUCGAACCAUCCAUCAUUCAGAAAUUUCUGGACGCCUUUUUUUCAGUUGUUAAGGAGAAUGAACCGAUUAGUCCGCCUUCACACGCGGAACCGGACCUCUGUAUUGGCUGCAUGUCCUCCCAGGCGAACGUCAUUCUCAAACGAGCCUGCGACGGUGGCGGUUGUGGUGUGUGCCGAUGCCGGCCAAUGUGGUGUGCCUCCUGCCUGGGUCGGUGGUUCGCCUCGCGCAUGACCCAACUGCGCAAACCCCCCUCCGAGUGGCUGGCAUCCCGCGUGCCCUGUCCCACGUGUCGCACGCUCUUCUGUGUGCGAGACGUGUGGCCUCUGAAGGAAGCCCCAUGA